Cuscuta epithymum is the source of this 826-nucleotide messenger RNA. The record is from the annotation of a GenBank genome assembly. Lineage: Eukaryota; Viridiplantae; Streptophyta; Magnoliopsida; Solanales; Convolvulaceae.
AAAUAAUAGGCAUAUACUUACAAGAAAAAGAACUAAAAUGAAAUAAAUUUCAGUGUAAUGGAAGGAGAAAAGAUAGAGAUGGAGGGAGGGGACGGCGAUACAAAGAAACGAGUUGAAGAAAGUAGCGAGUCUGCAGGUGGGGUCAUCAAGACCUUCAUUUCCGCCUUUGUCUCCGGCGGCGGUGGGACAAAGGAAAAAGAAGAAGAAGAGACGGAGGGGAAUAAUAUUAUUGAUGCAGCCGAUGAUCACGAAGGCGGCCGAAGCGGAGGAGAAAGAGGAGGAGGAAUCAACAGUUUGAUUUCUAACUUCUUCAACCAAAGUGAAGCCGUCUCGGGAGACGAUGGGGAGGAGGAGGAGAAGAGGAGCCACGUGGAUGAUGACAAGGAUAAGAGCAGUGAUAUGGACGGUAGAGGCGGAGGAGGGGAUGUGCAGCUAAAUGACCACGGCGGCAGCGGCGGCGUUAUAAUAGAUAGUAUUAUUUCGCACUUGCCAAAUCCUCUCUCGGCAGAAGGCGUUGCACCGGAAACAGAAGAGGCGUCUAUGUUGAUCCAUUCAAUUAUCCGCGACUAGCGGUGGUGACUUACCACCAUCGAUCUCUACCGGCCGUCACGGGUUCACGGCAUUAAGUCUUUGAAUUUUGCAUUACAAUUAUUGAAGAUUCUACUCAUCCUUUUAACAUCAAUUUGCAGUACACCAGAAUAAUAAUAUGGAGCAUGGGUUUUUAAACUUGUUUUAAACUUCUAACUAAUUGAUUAAGAAUUAUCUACCUUGUGAUGUACUACGUAUUACUCCUUCCGUAUCAAAUUAAUUGACCCACUUUCUCUUU